AUAACAGAAGAAGUUGUUGAAGAAGAUGUACCCGAAGAAAAUGACGAAGUGGAAAAGGAACAAGCUGAGGAAAAUGAAGAUGAUGAAGAAGAAGAUAAAACUACUGAAGAUGCCCAAGAAGAAAAACCCAAACCAAGACUCUUUUUGCCCAACCUUGUGCCACCUAAGAUUCCAGAUGGAGAAAGGGUCGACUUCGAUGACAUCCACCGUAAACGUAUGGAGAAGGAUCUCUUAGAGCUGCAGACUUUAAUUGAAGUUCAUUUUGAGAACAGGAAGAAAGAUGAAGAGGAAAUAAUUGCUUUGAAGGAAAGAAUUGAAAAACGUCGAGCAGAAAGAGCAGAGCAGCAUAGGAUUCAAGCGGAGAGGGAGAAGGAACGCCAGUCAAGGAUCGCGGAGGAAAGAGCCAGGAAGGAAGAGGAAGAGUUGAGAAAGAGAGCAGAGGAAGAAGAAAAGAAGAAAAAAACCAUGUCGCAUAUGUCCUUGCACUUCGGAGGCUACAUGCAAAAGACUGACAGCCGUAGAGGUGGAAAGAAGCAAACUGAGAGGGAAAAGAAAAAGAAGAUCCUGUCGGAAAGACGCAAAUCUCUGGACAUUGAUAACCUGAAUGAGAAUGAACUGAAGGAGAAGAGCAAAGAGCUGUGGCAAUGGAUGUACCAACUAGAAGCAGAAAAAUUUGACCUACAGGAAAAAAUGAAACAGCAGAAAUAUGAAAUAAAUGUACUGCGAAAUCGAGUUAGCGAUCAUCAGAGCAUUUCUAAGGGUCUCCGCGGCAAGGGGAAGGUCUCGGGCAGAUGGAAGUAGGCGAAGCAUUAAAACACCAUGGACUGUUGAAGUGAGGAGAACCUGUGUCAUAUGUCUGAUAAAUCAUCUCAUAAUUUUAUAAUCUACUGUAAUAUCAUCAGUUAACCUGUUAAUCUCUCAUUUUUAGCUUAUGUCUAAACUCUCACCAAAGACUAUUCCGCUGCUUUUUGUAUUUAUCAUAACUUUUGAUGCUUUAGUGUAAUUGUAACAAUAAAAGCUUUUAUUCAGGAA
Mobula hypostoma (lesser devil ray) is the source of this 1032-nucleotide messenger RNA. Its product is annotated as troponin T, cardiac muscle-like. Bases 217 to 801 code for a protein of 194 amino acids. The transcript is spliced from 14 exons. Gene Ontology annotation, cellular component: troponin complex. Gene Ontology annotation, molecular function: troponin I binding; troponin C binding; tropomyosin binding. Gene Ontology annotation, biological process: sarcomere organization; cardiac muscle contraction; regulation of muscle contraction. NCBI's taxonomy places the organism in Eukaryota, Metazoa, Chordata, Chondrichthyes, Myliobatiformes, Myliobatidae. The record is from RefSeq and is a predicted model, not a curated record.